GGUCCUCGAGACAAAAGAACGUUCAUGUCAAAUCUAAAAUCGUCUUUUUAAAUAGCAGGCAAUAAAAAGUGGAACGUCGCGGAUAUCCGGAAGAAAAACAUUUAGAGCAAAGGUCAAUUCCGUAGCAAAAAAACAUAAUUCGUAGACUGACAUCCCGAAGGGAGAUAGCAGGCAAGGAUGGACCAGGUGGCUGCAGAUGACGCAGAACCAAACUAUUGGACGAGAACCUCUAGGAAAAACGAAAGAGGAGGACCAAACGAAAUGAAGAUGCUUUUGGAAAGCUCCGCCCGAUUUUCAGGGCGUCUCAAAACUCCCUCUUCUCUACCAAUGCUCUUUUUCGUUCCUCUCUUGCCUCUCCUCACAGAACUUCCUCCUCUUGGUCAACAGUUUUGACGUACAAUUAGUUUCGCGUGAGCCGUCGUGGUAUUUCGAUAAUAAGUAUUUCAGAAAAGGUCGAGCUCGUCGGAAAAGAUCAAGAAAAUGCCAAGGAAGCGACGUGCUUCGACAUCGACGUUGGAAGCCGACGAGGACGAAUUCGGCUCGGACGAAAAGUACAGCAAGGACGAAUUAGACAGCCGUGCACCAAGAAACGCGGCGAAUGCGAGAGAACGCGCUCGGAUGAGAGUUCUGAGCAAGGCAUUUUGCAGAUUGAAAACCACUUUGCCUUGGGUACCGGCUGAUACGAAACUUAGCAAGCUGGACACCCUUCGACUUGCUGCGACUUAUAUUGCACAUCUUCGCGCUGUACUUAGGGAUGACGGCGAUGCGCAUUCGGAAACGACUAGAUCAUUAUCUUUGGCUUUGUCGUGGCCGUUCGCACUUCAAGGCAGCAACGCUUCGAUGUUGAUGAACAACAGUUGUAACGUAUCAUCUUCAACGUCCUCGAGUUCUAAUCAGUACCGUGGUCAACAGGGAGCCCACGAGAUUCAGAAUUUCCAUCAGCCUGCUCAUCAGAGCAUGUCAAUGCGUCACAAUCACGAGCCACAGCUCUCCUAUUUCUAAUACCACUUUCAAACGAAAGGAUUUAAGCCUUUUAUCACGGUCCACGAGCGGGUUCGGAAUCUGUAUUUAUUUCGAAGUGCCUUCAACUAUUUAUUGAUAUAAUUAAUGACUUGAACAUUAAUAUCGCAUAUGUUUAUUAUUAUUUGUAACCAAAGUGUAAA
Molecule: messenger RNA, 1163 nt
Organism: Megachile rotundata (alfalfa leafcutting bee)
Lineage: Eukaryota; Metazoa; Arthropoda; Insecta; Hymenoptera; Megachilidae
Gene: HLH54F
Product: basic helix-loop-helix domain-containing transcription factor HLH54F
Biological process (GO): regulation of transcription by RNA polymerase II; developmental process
Molecular function (GO): RNA polymerase II transcription regulatory region sequence-specific DNA binding; DNA-binding transcription factor activity, RNA polymerase II-specific; protein dimerization activity
Source: RefSeq, a predicted model, not a curated record